Messenger RNA from Ascoidea rubescens DSM 1968, 825 nucleotides. RefSeq lists its product as uncharacterized. Gene Ontology annotation, molecular function: nucleic acid binding. Lineage: Eukaryota; Fungi; Ascomycota; Saccharomycetes; Ascoideales; Ascoideaceae. The transcript has a single exon. The coding region runs from base 1 to 825 and encodes 274 amino acids. The record is from RefSeq and is a predicted model, not a curated record.
AUGAUUGCUUCAAGAUUUUCCAAACAAUUAACUUCUUCCUUUGUUAAGCCAUUUGCUGCUCGUACUUUUUCAAACUCUACAGCAUCAGGUUUAGCUGCUAUUUUCUCGAUUCCAAAUUCUUUUAGUUCCAAGAAUUUCGAAAAAGGCAAUCAACAAGGUAUUUUUGGUGUUGAAAAAUUUGAAAUUUUAAGCAGCAAUGAAAAUAAUUAUCGUAUUCAAUUGGAAUUUGAUUCCCCUUCUGUUUUUGAUAAUGUAAAGAGGGUUCUUUUGUUCAAUAAUUAUACGUUUACUAAAACAAAACUUGACCCAAUGAAUCCUCCUAAUACUACUAUUGUGAUUCCUUUAUCUUUUAUUUCUGAUACUACUGGGUUGACUGAAGAAGUCAAAAAAUUAGUUGCUGACUAUCCAUUAGCUUACGAUUAUUGUGUUUAUAAUGAUUUCCAAAAAUUUCUUGAACUUGGUUUUAAUUCCGUUGAAGAUACUACCAAUGCCUUAGCAAAGUUGAAAGGUUUGGAAUUUAAUAAUGUUUUGAUUCAACCUGAUUAUCUAAAGGAGCAAUCAGCAGGUUCUAGUAAUACUCUUUUUGUUGACAAUGAAUCAGGAACUUCUUUAGAAGAAAUGUAUCAACUUGCUAAAAAUUUUGGUCCGCUAGUUUCUCUUAGACGUCUUGAUAAGGGCAGAAGUUGUUUCUUUAUCACCUAUUUAAACAGAAGUGAUAUGAUGCAAGCUUUACAAUCAAUUGGAGCUGAUCGUCAAGCUAAUAUUGCUUACCGUAAACCAAACUCAUCGAGAAACUCAUCGAGAAACUCACGUUCAAAUGCUUAA